Molecule: messenger RNA, 1237 nt
Organism: Galeopterus variegatus (Sunda flying lemur)
Lineage: Eukaryota; Metazoa; Chordata; Mammalia; Dermoptera; Cynocephalidae
Gene: TIMP4
Product: TIMP metallopeptidase inhibitor 4
Exons: 5
Coding region: 61-735 (224 amino acids)
Biological process (GO): negative regulation of endopeptidase activity; negative regulation of membrane protein ectodomain proteolysis
Cellular component (GO): extracellular matrix
Molecular function (GO): metalloendopeptidase inhibitor activity; protease binding
Source: RefSeq, a predicted model, not a curated record
CCCUGGAGGGGCUAUUUGGUCCAACAGACCCCACAGGCUCAGUUGGGGCUCUGCGGCGUCAUGCCCAGGAGCCCCCGCACCGCGCCCAGCUGGGUGCUGUUGCUGCGGCUGCUGGCACUGCUGCGGCCCCCGGGGCUGGGCGAGGCGUGCAGCUGCGCCCCCGCGCACCCCCAGCAGCACGUCUGCCACUCCGCGCUUGUGAUCCGGGUCAAAGUCUCCAGUGAGAAAGUAGUUCCUGCCAGUGCAGACCCUGCUGACACUCAAAAAAUGAUCCGGUAUGAAAUCAAACAGAUAAAGAUGUUUAAAGGGUUUGAGAAAGUCAAGGAUGUUCAGUAUAUCUAUACACCUUUUGACUCUUCCCUCUGUGGUGUGAAACUAGAAGCCAACAGCCAGAAGCAGUAUCUCUUGACUGGCCAGGUCCUCAAUGAUGGAAAAGUCUUCGUCCGUCUGUGCAACUACAUUGAACCCUGGGAGGACCUGUCCUUGUUGCAGAGGGAGAGUCUGAAUCAUCACUACCAUCUGAACUGCGGAUGCCAAAUCACCACCUGCUAUACAGUGCCCUGUACCAUCUCGGCCCCCAACGAGUGCCUCUGGACAGACUGGCUGUUGGAACAGAAGCUCUACGGGAAACAGGCCCGGCAUUAUGUCUGCAUGAAGCAUGUUGAUGGCACCUGCAGCUGGUACCGGGGCCACCUGCCCCUUAGGAAGGAGUUUAUUGACAUCAUCCAGCCCUAGAAGGGACCAGUGACCACCACAACCCUUCCAGAGUCCUGAAGAUCAAGCUGGUUCUCCUUCCCUGUGUAGCUCUGGCCAUCACCACUUGCUCCAUUGCUGCCAGCCAGUGGGAAGUGCCAAGUAGGCGGUCUGGCCAGCAUCAGGGCAGGGAUGCGACAUGUUACACCUUGUGCCUAAGACCCCAGCCCAGAACCUGUCAGGGACUAGGGAAGAUAACAUGACUGUUCUGUUCUGCCCUCAGCCCUUCUCAUCUGCCUCCCAAACCCCAUUAGUCUAGCUUGUACCUGUUACUGGAAGUUUUGAUUUUGGCUUAGUUUGUUUUCCAAAGCCAGGACUAUUGCGUUUCCUUUCCAGGAAAAAGUAUUCUCCUUUGCCUUCACUGAUCUGAUUGGGGAGAAAUGGUGAAUGUUAUACAUAUGAAGUGGCGUAGCUUUGUGAUGUACAAUAUCAGAAGAUGGGUUGACAGUGUCAUAAACAAGCCGAUUGGCAGGAGUGAAAAGAA